AUGCCUCGCCGCAGUUGCCCAGCAUCUCGCUUAUCCAGUGCUCGCAGUUCAUCUGAUCUCGCUGAGCACCGACAUGUUGCAGAUGUAGUCAAUCAACUCGGUCAGAUCCUUGUGGAUGAUACCGCGAAAUACUCGGUUGCAUCUCCGUUGCGCACUUUAGACAGAUCGAGCUGCUGUCUCGAACGCUGCAGUACUCAAGUACUCCGACCAGUGCUCAGCUACAGCCACGCCGAUAGCCCGGCCACUCAGGACUACCCGAGCACGAAGACACCGGCGAUCGAGGCUUACCCAACCACCGAGGCGCCGGCCAACGAGAACUACACCACCACCGAGGCCCCGGCCACGUAG
Molecule: messenger RNA, 348 nt
Organism: Phytophthora sojae
Lineage: Eukaryota; Oomycota; Peronosporomycetes; Peronosporales; Peronosporaceae
Exons: 1
Coding region: 1-348 (115 amino acids)
Source: RefSeq, a predicted model, not a curated record